AUGGCGGAUGAAGUGGAUCAGCAACAAACAACAAACACUGUAGAGGAGCCACUUGAUCUCAUCAGACUCAGUCUAGAUGAGCGAAUCUAUGUCAAAAUGAGGAAUGACAGAGAGCUUAGAGGCAGACUACAUGCAUAUGAUCAGCACUUAAAUAUGAUUUUGGGUGAUGUGGAAGAAACUGUAACUACAAUAGAGAUUGAUGAAGAAACCUAUGAAGAGAUUUAUAAAUCUACCAAAAGGAAUAUUCCCAUGCUCUUCGUCAGAGGUGAUGGUGUUGUGCUUGUAGCUCCUCCAUUGAGGGUUGGUUGAAGAAACAAAGAAUUUAACCUUAUUGGAAAGUUUCAGACUUGGACAAUGGUUCAGGUUUCAAUCAUGUCUCAAAAUUCUGUAUGUGUUUUUUAUAAGAUGUUGUUGUCUGCCCUCUUGGGGAGGGGAACUAGUUUAUUUUGCAGAAAAUACAUGUCAACCCAACCUGAUUUUUCUCAGAAUUGAUGUAACUGCUGUAAAUUGCCUGUUCUUCAC
This is a messenger RNA of Indicator indicator, 522 nucleotides long. RefSeq names its product LSM3 homolog, U6 small nuclear RNA and mRNA degradation associated (gene LSM3). The record is from RefSeq and is a predicted model, not a curated record. Bases 1 to 309 code for a protein of 102 amino acids. Gene Ontology annotation, molecular function: RNA binding. NCBI's taxonomy places the organism in Eukaryota, Metazoa, Chordata, Aves, Piciformes, Indicatoridae. The transcript is spliced from 4 exons. Gene Ontology annotation, biological process: mRNA splicing, via spliceosome; P-body assembly. Gene Ontology annotation, cellular component: catalytic step 2 spliceosome; Lsm1-7-Pat1 complex; U6 snRNP.